This is a messenger RNA of Clarias gariepinus (North African catfish), 966 nucleotides long. RefSeq names its product ATP23 metallopeptidase and ATP synthase assembly factor homolog (gene atp23). Bases 88 to 792 code for a protein of 234 amino acids. Gene Ontology annotation, molecular function: metalloendopeptidase activity. NCBI's taxonomy places the organism in Eukaryota, Metazoa, Chordata, Actinopteri, Siluriformes, Clariidae. The record is from RefSeq and is a predicted model, not a curated record. The transcript has 6 exons. Gene Ontology annotation, cellular component: extrinsic component of mitochondrial inner membrane. Gene Ontology annotation, biological process: mitochondrial protein processing; mitochondrial proton-transporting ATP synthase complex assembly.
CAUAUCCAAAAUGGCGGACCUGUGAGGCUCCCGGUCGCCUCUUUAACACCUCUUGUUGCUGUAAUCACGUGACCUACAGACAGGAGCAUGGAUCAGACUAAAGAGCAGAAUGACGAUUAUGGCUACAAUUUGUUUCCGGAAAGAAAGAAGAGCAAGUACCAGAAAGGCUCGAUUGGGGAAAGCUUGUUCACCUUCAACCACAAAUGUCAGAUUAUGCUGCAUGUCGCAGUGGAGACAAAUCCAUAUGCGAAAGUUCUCCUCGGAGCCAUGAAGAACUCAGGAUGUGCAGUGUACAAAGACAGGCAUUUCUCAUGCGAGGACUGUGACGGGACCGUUAGCGGCGGAUUCGAUGCCACAACGUCUCAAAUUGUCUUGUGUCAAAACAACAUUCACCAGCAGGCUCAUAUGAACAGAGUGGUCACGCACGAGCUCAUUCAUGCGUUUGAUCACUGUCGCGCACAUGUCGACUGGUUCAAUAACUUCAAGCACUUGGCUUGCUCCGAGGUUCGGGCAGCCAGUCUGAGUGGAGACUGCUCAUUCGGCAAUGAAGUCGCAAGGUUUCAUUUUGGCCUCAAAAAGCACCAUCAGGAGUGCGUGCGGGACCGUGCGACACGCUCUAUCCUCGCCGUGCGGAAGAUAAGCAAGGAGGAGGCGGUAAAAACGGUUGACGAAGUGUUUGACAGUUGCUACAAUGAUCACGCGCCCUUCGGUCGCAUUCCACACAGUAAAAAAGACGCCAAGUUCGCCUACAGAGAUUUCGAGAACAGAGACCGAUACUAUGCAAACCUAUAGAUGGCAGUAAAGUCACAACAGUGUGAAUAAAAGGAAAUUAUAUCGCCUAAUGUGACGAUACAGCAUGCUAUUUAUUGUAUAAUCCAGGUGCAUAUUUAAUUACUUUUGUGAUUUGUUACAUUACACUAAAUAAAUUGUGAAUUUUGUAACUUGGUCUUAUGCUUUUAUUAAUAC